This is a messenger RNA of Lymnaea stagnalis (great pond snail), 555 nucleotides long. Lineage: Eukaryota; Metazoa; Mollusca; Gastropoda; Lymnaeidae. The record is from the annotation of a GenBank genome assembly.
GAUAUUGUAGUCUUCAUGAAGAACCAGGUCGGAGAUGGGGCUAAAGUCAUUAAAAAUGUCAAAGAAUUGAAAGAUUUCUUCUCAGUUGAUGACAUCACUGUGGUUGGAUUCUUUGAGUCCCAGGAUAAUCUUUUACUUAAACCUUAUAAGGAUGUGGGUAAGAACCUGAACAAUAGCUUUAUGCUCAAUUUGAAAUAUUAGCAAUACAUAGUGUUAUCAAUCUUAUAUGAUCUACUUAAACUGAAGUGAAAUCAUUUCGUACAAGACAAAUAAAUUACCGCUACUGAUUUAUUAUCUGCAAAAAAAUUAGCGGUCUUCUGUGUGAUUUUGCUAUUAUCUAACAUCCAAUCAAUCUAUCAAAAUUGAACUGUUGUUACUCCAGCUGAAAUAAAAUACACCACAUAAUGUUAGGCCAUGAUCAUUAUUGGUUUAUAUUGGUUCGUCCACAUAUUAGGACGACAGCAAGGUUUAUUAUUUUAACUUGUUUUGGCAGCUGAUGAAAUCAGGGAUGAGUACUCAUUUGGUGUGACAUAUGAUGAAGAGGCAAGGAAGGCG